AUGAGCAGCAGGCUAUCCAGUGUCAGCGAGCCCUCAGACCAGAGUGGCUCUCUGAGGCGAACGAUCAGGCUUGGCCAUCCACCUGCAAAAACACUCUCCAGGCCACGACUUCGUGACGGGAAAUUGAGUCAACUUCUCGAAAAGACUAAGCCACAGAAACGCCAAUCCAUGGAUGAGGCAGAGCUAAUAGAGUCUUUGAAAACGCUUCAAGGAACUCAGGUAUUUGCGACAGACACGACACUAUCUCGCACCCAAAAUAGAACUACAGUCGACACGAACAGAAAUGCGUGGGCCCUUGAUGCGACCGCUAACCCAUCUUUGAGAGACAAGUUCGAACAGCUGGGGUUGGCGGUAAGCGAAUACAAUAUUGCUGCGUCUCGUGAAAAACGCGAGAUUGUGAUCAAAGAUGGCUGCAAGCUUCAAGAUGUACUAGCUCAGGCAAACGCCUUGCAGGAGGCCAGAUCUACAAACAAAGACGAUAAAAGCCUCAACAGCAGCAUACAGGCAGGCUUGCAGCAAUUUUGCAAAUCGACUCUCCAUUAUGCUGCAGUCAUGGAUACACUGGCACAACAUCAUCCUGAAUGGGUCAGUCUAGCUUGGGGAACGAUGAAGCUGUUGCUCAUGAUUCCGAUCGAGUACCAAAAAGUCAAGGAAGGUAUUGUUACCAAUCUUGGACGUAUAGGGACAUCUGAGAAUCUUGACCGGAAACUUCUGAAACCGCCCGAGCUCGAGAUAUGCGAUGAUUUCUUUCAGGACCUACUUCCCCUGGACGGAAAUCUACAUCAAGUCCAUCUCCAAUCAGAUCUGCUACCAAUGUCUUAUUUGGUAGAGAGCCGCAAUGUCCUUCGUCUUCCUUCAUUCCAGUCAUGGCUAAGCAGUUCAAAAUCUGGUCUUCUGUGGGUAGAUGGAUAUGAGAUACCUCGCCGCCCUAGCUGGACGACGGACUUGUCUCAAAAGAUUGUGCGUGCAGCUACGGAGAGCGGCUACGAUACACUUUCGUAUUUCGGGAGCCUACAUCGAGGGAGUGACGACGAUACACCAAAGCCGCGCGCUCUCGUACAGAGCCUGCUUUUCGGCAUGCUUCAGAAGUUUCCAACAGUGACUUCACAUGGCGAUCCGAAGCUAUUCAACGCCGAGAUCUUCGUUGCUGCUAAAUCAAACCUGGACCUUUCAUGGAGAAUCUUCGUGGAAUGUCUGCGCGCUCUUCCAUCUUCCAUCAUCUACAUCAUGAUAGAAGGCGUUGAUCACUUCAGCAUGGCUGGGGAUCAAGCUACCGAUUUCGAAUCUUUGCUGAAACGCCUAAGCACAUUGUCAGCUGCUCUAUUGGAUGAUAAAGUAGUCAAGCUUGCCUUGACGUCUGUUCGACCAAGCGCAGGAUUUCAGCACCUGUUUCCCAACCUAGAGAGACUCGAGGUUUAUCAUGACCACAAGCUACUUAUACGCGUGCCAGCUGCAGCCGCGCGAAGACGCAAACCCCGAUCAAAGUUGCAGAAGAAGAGACAAUCGCCCCUUUAUUCCCCAGGACCAACGUUGGAGCCAGAACCGACUGAUAUGGGUAGCGACUUUGCCCCUUCUGACUCAAGUGUGGACAGAGGCGGCAAUGUCAGCGACUCAAGCUCAGACUUCGAUAUCUUUGGUAAAGGCAAGAGGGAGAUAGGCCGUGUGAGAUCCUCUUGGUCAAGUCCGACUCCUGAACAUGGCCGGGCGAGUCCUCUUCAACUUGAUUCGGAGAAGAAGGCGAAGUUGACGGGAGAACAAGAGGCCGAGGAUUCUGACAGCUCAUUCGAAAUAUAUGAGGCGCCUACUGCUGCGUUGCCUGACCAAAGCACAGCCAGCGAAGGAGACCUUUCGGAUUUUGCACCAUGA
Molecule: messenger RNA, 1866 nt
Organism: Colletotrichum paranaense
Lineage: Eukaryota; Fungi; Ascomycota; Sordariomycetes; Glomerellales; Glomerellaceae
Exons: 2
Coding region: 1-1866 (621 amino acids)
Source: RefSeq, a predicted model, not a curated record